AUGACUUCAACCUCUGCACCUUCAUCCAAAAAAAGAAGUUCUUUAAGUGCUUUGCAAAAAAAAGAACUAUUUUCAGUAAUUUUAUCAGAAUCAAACAAAUGGCUUUCUGUUGAUGAAACUGUUUCAACUUCUCAAUUUAAAAAGAAUCAGCAAGCAAAUUGGCCACAAUUAGAAGAAACUCUAGCAAUCUGGUUUGAUGAAGCUAAAAAACAUAACUAA
This is a messenger RNA of Entrophospora candida, 219 nucleotides long. The record is from the annotation of a GenBank genome assembly. Lineage: Eukaryota; Fungi; Glomeromycota; Glomeromycetes; Entrophosporales; Entrophosporaceae.